Molecule: messenger RNA, 686 nt
Organism: Drosophila takahashii
Lineage: Eukaryota; Metazoa; Arthropoda; Insecta; Diptera; Drosophilidae
Gene: dod
Product: (peptidyl-prolyl cis/trans isomerase) NIMA-interacting 1 dodo
Cellular component (GO): cytosol; nucleus
Molecular function (GO): protein binding; peptidyl-prolyl cis-trans isomerase activity
Source: RefSeq, a predicted model, not a curated record
UUAUCGACCCAUCGCUAGUGGUUUAUUGCCGGAGUGAAAUAAAUUAAAUAUUGCAAAUUAUAUUAUAAAACAGAGCCAGAUCCAGCAUGCCAGACGCCGAACAACUGCCCGAGGGCUGGGAGAAGCGCACCAGCCGCUCCACAGGACUGAGCUACUACCUCAAUGUGCACACCAAGGAGUCGCAGUGGGAUCAGCCCACGGAGCCGGCCAAGAAGACCGGCGGCGGAGGUGGAUCCAAUGCCUCGGCCGCCGCUGGCGGAGAUGCCGCCGACGAGGUGCAGUGCCUCCAUCUGCUGGUGAAGCACAAGGGCAGCCGGCGGCCCAGCUCGUGGCGCGAGGCGAACAUCACCCGCACCAAGGAGGAGGCCCAGCUGCUCCUCGAGGUCUAUCGCAACAAGAUCGUCAACCAGGAGGCCACCUUCGAUGAGCUGGCCCGCUCCUAUUCCGACUGCAGUUCCGCCAAGAGGGGCGGCGACCUCGGAAAGUUCGGCAGAGGUCAAAUGCAGGCAUCGUUCGAGGAGGCCGCCUUCAAACUGAACGUCGGCCAGCUGUCGGGCAUCGUCGACAGCGAUUCCGGCCUGCACAUCAUACUCCGCAAAUCCUAGAAAAAUCCUCGACUCCUCCGCCACGCAGCUCACGUCACUUCACAUGAAUAAAACGGAAUUUACAGCCAUUUCAAUAUAGAA